This is a messenger RNA of Equus quagga, 2566 nucleotides long. RefSeq names its product G protein-coupled estrogen receptor 1 (gene GPER1). Gene Ontology annotation, molecular function: G protein-coupled receptor activity. The transcript has 2 exons. NCBI's taxonomy places the organism in Eukaryota, Metazoa, Chordata, Mammalia, Perissodactyla, Equidae. The record is from RefSeq and is a predicted model, not a curated record. Gene Ontology annotation, cellular component: membrane. The coding region runs from base 514 to 1626 and encodes 370 amino acids. Gene Ontology annotation, biological process: G protein-coupled receptor signaling pathway.
GUCAGCGACAAUGACAGGCACCCUCGCAGGGCAGCCCUGCCAGCCUGGUCUCCGCUUCCACUCCAUUCUCCGACGGGUGGAGGUGCAGAAUGACCACGGCCCGCAGGAAGGGUCCAGCCGCACCUCCCGCCUGCUGUGAGCACGGUCCUGAGGCCGGCCGAGGAGCCCUCUGAGGGAGAGGAGAGGGGGCUGCCCAGAAGUGACACCCGUGGGGGUGGCCAGCCACGGCACAGGUGCCCAGGGAGGGAGCAGCAGGUGCGGGGCAGCACAGCGGCCAUGCCCACGAGCGAGCGAGGGUGCUCCUCCGCACGCAGACAUCGACCUCAUCUGUUUGCUCAACUUUCUGCAAAACAAACCCAACUGUUGCAAGGGCUACUUGUGACGAGCUCUGGUUUUACAAAUGUCUGGCUCGCUGCAAAGAGCAGCGCCUUUCUUUCUGAAGAUGGAUUUAUUGUUUAAAACGGAUUUCUGUGGGCCUUGGGGCAAAUCCUGAAAGCGGCGCGGGGUGGAGACAUGGGAGUGACUCCUCCGGCGCCCGUCUUUGGCAUGGAGACGUACCCCGGCGCCUACAACAGCGCCUCCCCAGAGCUCAACCUGUCCCGCGUGCUGGCCGGCGCGGCCCGGGCGGACCAGACGGGCGCGCUCUCGGAGCAGCAGCAGUACGUGAUCGGGCUGUUCCUGUCCUGCCUCUACACCGUCUUCCUCUUCCCCAUCGGCUUCGUGGGGAACAUCCUGAUCCUGGUGGUGAACAUCAGCUUCCGCGAAAAGAUGACCAUCCCCGACCUGUACUUCAUCAACCUGGCGGCGGCGGACCUCAUCCUGGUGGCGGACUCGCUGAUCGAGGUGUUCAACCUGGACGAGCAGUACUACGACAUCACCGCGCUGUGCACCUUCAUGUCGCUCUUCCUGCAGAUCAACAUGUACAGCAGCAUCUUCUUCCUCACGUGGAUGAGCUUCGACCGCUACAUUGCCCUGGCCAGGGCCAUGCGCUGCGGCCUCUUCCGCACGAAGCAGCACGCCCGGCUGAGCUGCGGCCUCAUCUGGAUGGCCUCCGUCUCCGCCACCCUGGUGCCCUUCACCGCCGUGCACCUGCAGCACACCGAGGAGGUCUGCUUCUGCUUCGCAGACGUCAAGGAGAUCCAGUGGCUCGAGGUCACCUUGGGGUUCAUCAUCCCCUUCGCCAUCAUCGGGCUCUGCUACUCGCUCAUCGUCCGGGUUCUCGUCAAGGCUCACCGGCACCGCGGCCUGCGUCCCCGCAGGCAGAAAGCCCUCCGGAUGAUCUUCGCCGUGGUCCUCGUCUUCUUCAUCUGCUGGCUGCCGGAGAACAUCUUCAUCAGCGUCCACCUGCUGCAGCACACGCAGCCGGGGGCCGCUCCCUGCACACAGUCUUUCCGCCACGCCUACCCGUUAACGGGCCACAUCGUCAACCUCGCGGCCUUCUCCAACAGCUGCCUGAACCCCCUCAUCUACAGCUUUCUCGGGGAGACCUUUAGGGACAAACUGAGGCUGUACAUUGAGCAGAAAACCAACAUGUCGACUCUGAACCGCUUCUGCCACGCGGCCCUCAAAGCGGUCAUCCCCGAGAGCACGGAGCAGUCGGAGGUGAAGUUCAGCAGUGCGGCGUAGAGACAACUGAGCUGCACCCAGAGACAGCAGAACGUGGUGUCACUCACAGGACGGCCCCGGGGCGAGGUGGGAGACAGCCCAGCCACCUCACGCCCAGAGGUGCAUGAGAACAGGCCGUGAACUCACCAGGCCUCAGCCACGGUCACACGUGGGGCUCUGAGAGACAAGCCCCCUUGAUCCUGCAUGGUCACACACGGAGCUGGACAUCCAUCCACAUCACAGCAUGGGUCAGGGACCAACGGGAGAGGGCAUGGGACCAGUGUGGCGCUCUCGCCCCUCCCUGCGCACACCGCAUCCACAGCCGCGGACGGUGCUGGCGUUGGCCAAUGAACGCAAAGAGGAGGGGGCGCUCGGGAUGAAAUACCUAUAUAUCGGCCAUAAAUCUGCCACCUUGGGGAAAAAUGAAGUGUGGAGUCAGAAUACGCUCAUCUGACCCACACGGGAUACUGUGGUGCGUGCUCCACGUCUGUGGCUGAUACUUUACUGGUGCAGGUCAAAUGGCGCACCAGGAGGUAAAGAGGAAGAGGAGAAGCUUCUCCUGUGCACCCGAGCAUCUUCACCUCUCAGGCUGGCCACCUGGCCGCCACCUGGUGAGUGACAGCCUCGCACUGGGGCUGCCUUGGUCACGAGGGCUCUUCUGCAAUAGAAGGCCCGCCCGCCACUAUCCUGGAUCCCCACCUCAUGGUGACAGUUGUCUCUGCACCCACCUUACCGUGGGACGAGCCUGUGAGAGGGAGCUCAGCGGGAUGCCACGAUGAGACACUGAGACAUGCGUGGUCAAGAGUUGGCCUCUACAAAAUGAUAGCGGGAACGACGAUGACGGCAAUGCAACCAGUUCUCAGCAGAAUGUGAAAACAGAAAAACUAACGAGGGCUAGGAGUGUCCCGUUGUGUCAAUAAAAUAUAGUCACGUGCUGAUUCCUCUAAAGUAUCUAAGUAGC